AUGUCUGCCCUCCGUCUGGCUGCGCGCCGUCUCCCUCGCGUCUCCAAGUUUGUCCCUGCCCUUGAAUCACCGGUGCAGCGCCGAUUGGCCACAUCCAGUGCCCAGGAUGUGAAAGCCAAGAAGGAGGCAGCUGUGCCCAACCCUGAUCCUUCGGCCGACUCAAUCACAACGUCCUUUGUCAAUGAGCGGGCUCCGUUCAUGGUUUCGACCUAUGUUCGCCCAGCUCCUAUGAUGAUGAAGGGACAAGGUUGCUACUUGUGGGAUAUGGAGAACCGUCGCUACUUGGAUCUGACCGCUGGAAUUGCGGUCAACUCUCUCGGCCACUGUGACCCCGAGAUCGCGAAGAUCAUCGCAGAGCAGGCCGAGACCCUUCUCCACGCCUCCAACCUGUACCACAACCCUUGGACCGGUGCCUUGAGCCAGCUCUUGAUUGAGUUGACUAAGAAGUCCGGUGCUAUGCGCGAUGCCUCGCAGGUGUUCAUCUGUAACUCUGGAACCGAGGCCAACGAGGCCGCCAUCAAGUUCGCUCGCAAGGUUGGCCGUACUCUGAACCCCUCGGGUGAGAAGCACGAGUUUGUCUCCUUCAACAACUCUUUCCAUGGCCGCACGAUGGGUGCCCUCUCGGCCACGCCCAACCCCAAGUACCAGACUCCCUUCUCGCCCAUGAUCCCGGGAUUCAAGUAUGGAGACUUCAAUCAAAUUGAGCAACUCCAGACCCUCAUCACUGACAAGACAUGUGGUGUCAUCGUCGAGCCCAUUCAAGGUGAGGGCGGUGUUCACAUUGCUACCCCCGAAUUCCUGGCUGCUCUCCGCAAGCGCUGUGACGAGACCGGUGCCGUUCUGAUCUACGAUGAGAUCCAAUGCGGUCUCUCUCGCACUGGCUCCUUCUGGGCGCACGCACACCCCUCCCUCGCCCCUGCUUCUGGCGAGGCUGCCCACCCCGAUAUCCUGACCACCGCCAAGGCCCUGGGUAACGGUAUUCCCAUUGGCGCCACCAUUGUUUCCGGCCAGUCUGUUGGCCAACACAUCAAGACCGGCGACCACGGCACCACCUUCGGCGGUAACCCCAUGGCUUGCCGCGUGGCCCACCACAUCGUCGAGCGUCUCGCGGAUCCUGAGCUCCAGCAGUCUGUCAAGGAGAAGUCUGAUGUCUUCGUGGCUGGAUUCCAGGCUCUGCAGAAGAAGUUCCCCAGCGCGCUCUCUGAGAUCCGCGGUCGUGGUUUGAUCCUGGGUCUUCAGCUUGCGCCGGAGUACACUGCCAAGGCCGGUGACAUUAUCACCGCUGCCCGUGAGCGUGGUAUGCUGAUCAUCACUGCUGGCGAUGGCUGUCUUCGUUUCGUUCCCGCGUUGACCAUUACUAACGACCAAAUCCAAACCGGUCUCCGUAUUUUGGAGCAAGCUAUCGAGUCUGUGGUCAAGGCAUGA
Molecule: messenger RNA, 1425 nt
Organism: Penicillium salamii
Lineage: Eukaryota; Fungi; Ascomycota; Eurotiomycetes; Eurotiales; Aspergillaceae
Source: the annotation of a GenBank genome assembly